AACUGUCUAGAACCAUUUAGAACGCUCCAGAAUCAUUAAGAACUGCUUAGGCAUCCUGACAAAGUUCUGUUUUAUUUGACAAAUAUUUAACUAUGUGUGAUGAAUAGUGGUGGUUUCAGGUAAAUUUCCUCAGUGAUGGAAGGUCGUGGAAUAAAUAAAUAAAUUGAAUCGCGCGAGUUAACUCGUUAACUCCGGCGCUUUUACAAACGGUACUUACUCGUUUUCGCAGUAAGUUAGUGGUAUAAUAUCCACAUAAGAAAUGUGAUAUUAUAAACUUAAGUAAGUAGGCGUGAAAUGAAUAAUUUUGUAUCGAACAUUUAGGAAAAUAAAAUUAUUUAUUAACAAAUCAAAAGAGUUUUCGUCUCGUCGCGUUCCCAUCUUUUAUUUCAUUCCGUUUUAUUUCAUUCCGCCGCCGGUCGGGCGCGAAUAAGAUUCCUUUUUCUCGUUUCUCCACGCCUGAAGGACUUCUCAGGCGGCCUUUCAAAGGCCUAAAAACAUUUACGAACCGUGUCAACUCGUCAACAUGUGCACGACUCAAACGACACCUUAAUUUACGGCCUCCGUUUUAUCGCCCUCUCUCGUCCACACAUUGUAACCAAACAAAGUUUUAGUUUGAUCGAUACAAGCCUGACAAAUCGCCUGUCAUGGACGCCCACACGACGACCUCGGAGAGGAAACUCUCGGACCCCGACGACGACAAGUUCUCCUACAUCAAACUCCUCGACAAGCCGCGAGAUCUACCGGAGCCGGUCCAGUUGAAUUUCCAGCAUCUGAAAGAGGUCGGCUACGAUUUAGGCCUGGUGGAUUUGUGCUGGCCCGAUGAGAUCAAACCGCUGUUCGAAAAUCGCACCGAUUUCCCCGUCAGAUAUGUCACUCACACCCAAAAAGAGCGAACUUUACUGCUCUACACGAAGAACUUCCGAAAGAAAUUCAUACACUUGUACCCCGACAGGAAACCUCUACUCUUAGCACGAGAUAACGAAUGUGGUGUAAUCAAAAUGGUCUGCACCACAAUCAGACCAACAGCCAUACCCUACCCGAUAUUCGGAUCGUGGGACACCUCCGCAGCGUUCUUCAGCGACCACAUAACCUACGAAACGCUGGAGAAGCACCCCCAGAAGCUCCCCGAUCACUUAUACUCCCCCCACACGACUCUCCUACGCCAAAAAGGCCACUGUUUCGAGAUCGCCACAGUGCUAUGCUCGGCUUUAUUGGGCGUCGGCUACGACGCCCUCGUAGUAUCGGGCUACGCCGACAGGGACAUCGCCCUGAGGAUAAUGGUGCGACAGGAUUGCCCGUUUCCGGCGUUCAAGGAAGAGGAGGAGAAGCCGCCGGAGCGGCCCAAGAUCGAGAAGUACGCCAUCACGCCGCCCAACGACUACAAGAGCAAGUUUCUCACGAUGAUGGAGCAGAGGGAGCGCGACAAGUUGCUCAAGAAAGACGAGGAAUCGGCGGAGAAGGAGCGACUGCGGUUGCUCGAGGAGGAGAAGCCGCCCGUCGACGAAUUACAAGGCACUAGAGUACACGCUUGGGUACUAGUUAGAGCUGGUUCGAAGAAUAUAACCGAAUCGUUUUUCAUCGAACCGUCGACGGGUACGAUGUACCCGAUCGAUUCGAGGAAGUACUUCGGCAUCGAGAGCGUGUGGAACCACCAGAAUUACUGGGUGAACUUGCAGGAUUGCUCGAAAGGCUUGGGUGCAUUGGACUACGAUCUGCGGAAGAACAACAAGUGGAUCCAUCUGCUGGCAGGCGAGCCGUACGAGCUUCGCGUGCAAAAAGAACGAGAACUAGGCGACGAGGAUACUUCGAGGGAUUGCUUCAUCGAGAAGCACUUGGACAUGCCGGCUCCGUGGCCGAUGCGGUUGCACAUCGAAUCCGAGCGGUUCUCCAGGCGGUUUCCCGGCGGAGAUGUCACCACUAACUACAAGCGGGUUAUAGUCCAACAGAAGGCCCCCUUCGCCUCGCCCGACGGCCUCGUAUCGAGGAUCACCCGGUACAAGGACUUCGCCUGCACCGAUCCGUUUCUGCUCGAAGAGGAGUACUCGAAUCGCAAGGACAAGUACUGCAGGACGAUCUACGAGUACGCUACUGGUGUGCAGAAGGAUUAUUUCGCUUCUGGUAGGGAGGAUGCUUUGGUGAAGCACGUUUUUAAUAAAGGAGAUUACUCGUUCUACGCGUGUAGGACGUUGAUUUUCAAUCACGCCUUGCGCGGGGAUAAUUUGUACAAAAUGGUGGUGGAGCAGGAUAAGAUUAUGGAGUACUUUCGCAACAGGCCGGAUAAAUUGAUGUUUAGGCAGACGAAUAUCGUGAAAGAGGAUGCCGAGAAGCGGGUUGCUAAUUUAUUCAAACACAACAUCCAUUCGUUCCUGCAGAAGUAUGAGAGACAGGAGGAUAGGCCUUCGCAUGAGGACAUCGCGAGUAGGGAGUUUGCUAUCAAAGACCGCGAGAUUCGAUUGAAGUACCAUUAUGGGCAGAAUAAUAUCACCGCUUCAACGAGGAUUUUUAUGAAACCUGCAGUCACCGAAUGGGGUGACGAUUUGGAUUUCACCUCCGAUUUAACCUACGGUUACCAAGCUGAAGUGAAUGUAACUCUACCGAGACAAGUGGAGUUGUUUCAAAUGUUCCAUUUUCAUCUAAACGAAGAGAACAUCUGCAUGAGUACCUAUAGGACGAUGGAGGCUUACUUGGAGAAAUUUCUAGCGACGAGGUUAGAAAAUCUGAAGAACCCCGAAUUGGACGUGCCAAUCUUCAACAAAGAACAAAACGCCGCGCACAGGGAGAACAUGCUGCGCAACGAAGAGCGCAAGAACAUGCUGAUGAAGAAGGAAAUCGAAGACUCGCACAUCGACUUCCUGGCGCCCUACGUGGUGAAGUACAAGCUGCCGUUGGGGGCGCAGCAGGCGCGCCUCGCCAAGGCCGAGUGCCUCAAGGAGUACAAGGAGUUGCUGGUGAACAGGGCCAAUCGGCUCUACGACAAUUACAAGAUGUUGGACGAGGAGCUGCACGUGCUGAACGAUUACUACGCCGAGCGGCGGGAUUCGCUGUCUGAGGCGGAGGAGCUGCGGCACUUCGACGAAAUCAGCCGCAUCGUGGAUUCGAUGAAGUUGAUACAGAAGAGGGCCGAUAGGCACAAGGCGCUGUCGAAGAGCAGGUACAAGAAAUUGGAGAUGAUUCUCGCUAAGCAUCCUUUGUUGGCUGUUCUCAGGCGCACGUCCGUAAAACCCUAAAAUUAGAUGCACUUUUUUUUAUUUACAAUGUAUUCAGCGACCUAUUUUGACUUUAGAGUGAGUCUAAAGUCGCGUCUUUAACUUGACAGUUUUACAGGAGAUUUUUUUCAAUUGACAGUUUUGACAGUUUUACAUUGUUGUUAUGGAGUAACUAAGGAGAUUCUUUCAAAUUGACAGUUUUGACAGUUUUACAUUGUUGUUAUGGAGUAACUAGGGACUCGAGACGCGACUUUAGAAUCACUCUAAAUGUAAAAUUUUAUGAAAAAUGUAUAAUUUUUGUGAAGUAACAAAUACAUUAGUGAAACGAG
Phyllotreta striolata is the source of this 3535-nucleotide messenger RNA. The record is from the annotation of a GenBank genome assembly. NCBI's taxonomy places the organism in Eukaryota, Metazoa, Arthropoda, Insecta, Coleoptera, Chrysomelidae.